This is a messenger RNA of Exophiala aquamarina CBS 119918, 735 nucleotides long. RefSeq names its product serine/threonine protein kinase. The transcript has a single exon. Gene Ontology annotation, molecular function: ATP binding; protein kinase activity. Gene Ontology annotation, biological process: protein phosphorylation. Bases 1 to 735 code for a protein of 244 amino acids. NCBI's taxonomy places the organism in Eukaryota, Fungi, Ascomycota, Eurotiomycetes, Chaetothyriales, Herpotrichiellaceae. The record is from RefSeq and is a predicted model, not a curated record.
AUGGAUCCUGUCGAUUCUCAAUGCAUUACUGUUGAACCGCCUCCAGGGACGAAAUACCUGACCCAUGGGUUUGCUGCCCAUAUUUACGUAACACUUGAUUCCGACUAUGUGAUAAAGCGACCUAAGGAGUUUGAGGACGACGAGAGCCUGGACUUCCGUGGGCUUGUUGACAAUGAGAGGGAGAUCUAUGAUCGCAUAGGCAAUCACGAUGGGGUCAUUGGAUACCAUGGAUACGAUCAGAAGAGCGGGUCGAUCAAGCUAGUAUGUGCCAGUGAUGGCGACCUGACAGAUUUCAUCAAAAACAAACCCAAGCCGGAUCAGAAGAUGCGUUCUAAAAUGAUGAGGCAUAUAUCCAACACUCUGCUCUACUUUUAUUCACACAAUGUCGCUAUACAGGACAUUAAAACUGACAACGUGCUUAUGCAUCGCGGAAUACCAAAGCUCUGCGACUUUACUCAAGGUAUCCGAUAUCCCCUGACUGAGAAGAUGCAGGAUGUUUGCCCCGAGGAGGUAUUAGGCAGGGAUCUUCUUGGGAUUGGUUGUGUUCUCUAUUCUAUCUCUACCUGGAAGGUCUUCAACUACGAUUUCGACAACGAAAGGCGCUGGCCCACUUCGGAUGACCUGGAGUCGACGGAAAAUGUCCAAUUCGGGAAAAUUAUCGAAAAUUGCUGGCACAGAAAGUAUAGCUCUAUUGAAGACUUUCACAACGACAUCACCGGGGUUGAGACAGAGUGA